Messenger RNA from Benincasa hispida (wax gourd), 456 nucleotides. RefSeq names its product S-protein homolog 1-like. Lineage: Eukaryota; Viridiplantae; Streptophyta; Magnoliopsida; Cucurbitales; Cucurbitaceae. The record is from RefSeq and is a predicted model, not a curated record.
AUGGGUAGAAAUUUGAGUUAUUUGGUUGUGUUGAUGAGUGUAUUAUUUAUGGUUGUUCAUCAGCAGCAUGUAUUUGUGGGAGCAGUUCUUCCUCCAGCAUUUGUUGAUAAAUGGCAUGUUCAUGUGAUUAAUGGGCUGAGCAAUGGGAAAUUAUUUGUGCAUUGUAAAUCAAGAGAUACUGAUAUUGGAGAACAAUAUAUUAAUCAUGGAGCUGAGAUUCAAUGGAGUUUCAAGGAAAAUGUUUGGGGAACAACUUUGUUUUGGUGUUUUGUGAAGAACCCAAAUGGUAGCUUUGCCUCUUUUGAGGUGUUUUGGCAUGAAGCACAACACUAUUGGCUUCAUUAUAGGUGCACUUUACAAGGUACCUGUUUUUGGACGGCUAAAGACGAUGGAAUUUACUUGAGAAACAUUCCGGAUGGUAUUGAAGAAAAGAUUCAUGAAUGGAAGAGGGGAUAG